UAAACAGCUGAUAAAUAGAUAAGACUGAAAUGUUCACAUAAUACAUAAUAACGAGUUUUAAAUUUGUUGAGGGAUUUGCUAUUGAUAUUGAUAAUUAGCCGGUAACAAUGCAAUUGCAAAAAACGCAGUUAUUAGCAUGGAAAAUUCUCAACCAUGGCAAACGAUUUGUAAAUACAAGUAUGACAAGAGAGAAGAGUUUUCGAAAAGCUUACCAAGAGUUUUGGUCCCCAAAGCCUAUGAAUAAGCCUCCUUAUGAGCAUUUCACCCAAAUUGGAGAUCCAGUUUUACGUACAAAAGCAGCAGAAGUGCCUGAAGAACUAAUAGGCAGUAAAGAAGUGGAACAUAUUGUUGAAAAGAUGAUAAAAGUCUUACGAAAAUUCGAUUGCGUUGGUGUUGCCGCACCACAGAUUGGAAUUUCGCUUCGUAUAAUUGUAAUGGAGUUUCGCGAAGGCUUAAAAGACAUAUUACCAAAACCUAUUUACGAUGCUAGGAAAAUGUCUACACUGCCAUUAACAGUUGUAAUUAAUCCAACUUUGACUGUUACUAACUAUGAAAAGCAUAAACAUCCGGAAGGUUGCAUGAGUGUACGAGGUUAUUCUGCAGAAGUGGAACGCUUUAAUUCGGUUCUGUUUAAAGGAAAAAAUCUCAACUGCAUAGAAAAUGAAGUAGAAUUAAGCGGCUGGAACGCAAGAAUAGCGCAGCAUGAAAUGGACCAUUUGGACGGAAAACUUUACAUCGACCGGAUGGAUAGUUCAACUUUUAUUUGUACAUGUUGGGAAACAGUUAAUGCUAAAAGUGGACGAGUGGAGAUACCAUUCUACAAAUAAGUUUCCAUAUCUACAACAGUCGAGUCAAUGUAACCGGAACAGACUGCUUUAUAUGCUGCAAAGAAAAAUAAAAGCUUUGUGUUAUAAAGUUGUUAUAGUUAGCAAAAAAAGAUACGCCUUUAAUAUUGUACAGAAUAAAGUUUGAAAAACAUGGAA
Zeugodacus cucurbitae (melon fly) is the source of this 983-nucleotide messenger RNA. Its product is annotated as peptide deformylase, mitochondrial. Bases 108 to 827 code for a protein of 239 amino acids. The record is from RefSeq and is a predicted model, not a curated record. Gene Ontology annotation, cellular component: mitochondrion. Gene Ontology annotation, molecular function: peptide deformylase activity. NCBI's taxonomy places the organism in Eukaryota, Metazoa, Arthropoda, Insecta, Diptera, Tephritidae. Gene Ontology annotation, biological process: peptidyl-methionine modification; N-terminal protein amino acid modification. The transcript is spliced from 2 exons.